AUGUUACAAACUCUUAGUGAUUCUAAUUCCAAUAAAAGUGCUGCUAAUAAUUUGAAACAACUUAUUCAAAAAAGAUGGGAGUAUGCAUAUCAUUCUAUUAUGAUGACUGCUUAUAUGUUAGAUCCAUAUUUUUUAGAAGAAAGUAGGAAUACAGAUUUAGAGGCAACUGGAUAUUCUGAAUUUACAGCAUUUACUAACAAAUUGUUUGAUCAGGAGAAAUCUGUAACAUUGUUUAUUGAGCUAGUAAAAUUUCGCCAAAAAGCUUCACCAUAUGAUAAUGAAAUAAUUUGGAUGUCAUCAUCUACUCUUAGUCCUUCUGUGUAG
Molecule: messenger RNA, 324 nt
Organism: Funneliformis caledonium
Lineage: Eukaryota; Fungi; Glomeromycota; Glomeromycetes; Glomerales; Glomeraceae
Source: the annotation of a GenBank genome assembly